Messenger RNA from Toxotes jaculatrix (banded archerfish), 1845 nucleotides. It is a transcript of the gene mvda, whose product is annotated as mevalonate (diphospho) decarboxylase a. Gene Ontology annotation, molecular function: diphosphomevalonate decarboxylase activity; ATP binding. Gene Ontology annotation, cellular component: cytosol. The transcript is spliced from 10 exons. The record is from RefSeq and is a predicted model, not a curated record. Gene Ontology annotation, biological process: isopentenyl diphosphate biosynthetic process, mevalonate pathway; isoprenoid biosynthetic process. The coding region runs from base 116 to 1324 and encodes 402 amino acids. NCBI's taxonomy places the organism in Eukaryota, Metazoa, Chordata, Actinopteri, Toxotidae.
UCAGUAAGGGUUAGCGACAGUGAAGCUGCUAAACACAAGAGGAGUUGUGAAUCGUGCAUUUAAGACUACUGAGAGACAUUUUUAUAACUACAGACAUCGGUUUACACGAACAGCUAUGCCCGAGGAUAGUAUGGACAAACCAAACAUAGUUACAUGCACCGCUCCUGUGAAUAUAGCUGUCAUCAAAUACUGGGGGAAGAGAGAUGAAGAAUUAAUCCUACCCAUUAACUCAUCCUUGAGUGUCACAUUGCAUCAAGACCAGCUGAAAACAACCACAACAGUUGCAACAAGCAAAUCAUUUAAGAAGGAUCGAAUAUGGCUCAAUGGCAAAGAGGAGGACAUAACCCAUCCAAGACUACAGUCCUGUCUCAGAGAGAUUCGACGAUUAGCACGGAAGAGGCGUAAUGAUGAAGACCUUGGAUUUGAAUCAACCAGUUUGUCUCACAAAGUCCACAUCUGCUCAGUCAACAACUUCCCCACUGCUGCUGGACUUGCCUCCUCUGCUGCUGGAUUCGCUUGUCUUGUGUACACUCUGGCUCGGGUGUUUGGCGUAGAAGGAGAGUUGUCAGGGAUUGCUCGGCAAGGGUCAGGCAGUGCAUGCAGGAGUAUGUAUGGCGGGUUUGUGCAGUGGAUCAUGGGAAAAAGAGACGAUGGCAAGGACAGUCUAGCCCAGCAGAUGGCGCCAGAGACUCAUUGGCCCGAACUCAGAAUCCUUGUGCUUGUGGCCAGUGCUGAGCGGAAGCCAGUAGGCAGCACCUCUGGGAUGCAAACCAGUGUACAAACAAGCUGUCUCUUGAAGCACCGGGCUGAGUCUGUUGUCCCAGGCCGGAUGAUGGAGAUGAUUGAAGCGGUGCAGAGAAAGGACUUCACAGCAUUUGCUGAACUAACCAUGAAGGAUAGUAACCAGUUCCAUGCCACCUGCCUUGACACAUACCCUCCUAUCUUCUACCUGAAUAGGGUGUCUCAACAGGUCAUCAACUUGGUGCAUCAGUAUAACAGGCACUAUGGGGAGACAAGGGUGGCCUACACUUUUGAUGCAGGGCCCAAUGCUGUGAUCUUCACUCUACAGCAGCAUGUUCCAGAGUUUGUCCAGGUGGUUCAACAUUUUUUCCCCCCAGAUGUCAACGGAGGACAGUUUAUUAAGGGUCUUCCAGUUAACAGUGCUUCUGUUCCUGAGGACCUGGAGCAGGCUAUUGGUCUAGAGCCCAUGCCAAAGGGAAUAAGCUACAUUAUUAGUACCAAGGCUGGACCAGGGCCUUGUGUUGUGGAGGAUCCUACUCAACAUCUCCUUGGAUCUGAUGGUUUGCCUAAGAAAACUGAAUGACGCCCCGCAUCCCAGAAGAAACAAAGUGUCACAGAGCAAUAAUGAAACCCAUUCAGCAGAGAUCAAAUUUGUAUUUAACAUAAAGGAAAUAGGGUUUUACAAAUCACAGCAACACCAUGUGCCAUUUACUAUUAUGGGUGCUAAAAUUUCUUCUGACUGGACUGAUGUGUCUCAUUCUUCACAUCACACUCUAUUCUUCUGUGUUUUUGCCUAUUUAUCUGCAUUUCUCAGUAUCUGGAGGCAGUUAUUCUUCAACAGUUGACUUCUGUUAAUAAAGGGUUUUCUCAUACACUUGAUCAUGUGCUGGUAGAUAUAAGGUAUCAACACUGCCAGUGUGCAUUUGAGCAAUAGACUGAAGCAUAAAACCAUUUCACCAUCUCGAUAUGUUUAAGGAGCUUAUGUGACAUUAAAUGGCCACUUUAAUAGUUAUUUUUAAUUUUCAUCAUGUGAAAACGUACAGUUCCAACUUUAGUGGUUUUUAUCUUAUUUCUGUAAAACUGAAUAAAGUCUAUUUUAGUCAU